AAUACAGAUGGCUCAGUGAUACUUAGCCAAGGAAGUGCAGCAGUGGGAGGAGUACUCCGGGGCGCUGACAGCCGUUUUGUGGUAGCUUUUGAUGUGAACCUUGGUGGUGGCUCCAUAACUGAUGCGGAAUUAGCUGGCAUAAAUUAUGAUUUAAGGCUGGCGUGGGAUGGAGGAGUGCGGAAACUCAUUGUUCAAAAAGACUCGGCCGCAGCCAUUGCCUUGCUGCAAAGCGAUCAGACAUCCCAUCCUCACCAUACGCUGGUAAACUCGAUCAAGCGGCAGCUGAACCAGCAAUGGGAGGUUCAUAUUAUGCAUGCGUUCAGGGAAAGCAACUAUGUUGCUGAUUACUUAGCUUCGGUGGGGCACUCUAUUCGUAUAGGGAUCCGAUUUGUGGACAACCCUAGCGCUACGCUGAAUCACUGGCUGUAUUUCGAUUUGCUUGGGUUACAAACCCCGCGUAUUAUUAAUAUCUAA
Molecule: messenger RNA, 474 nt
Organism: Linum tenue
Lineage: Eukaryota; Viridiplantae; Streptophyta; Magnoliopsida; Malpighiales; Linaceae
Source: the annotation of a GenBank genome assembly